Papilio polytes (common Mormon) is the source of this 1272-nucleotide messenger RNA. Its product is annotated as UDP-glucuronosyltransferase 2B17-like. Lineage: Eukaryota; Metazoa; Arthropoda; Insecta; Lepidoptera; Papilionidae. The transcript has 4 exons. Gene Ontology annotation, molecular function: UDP-glycosyltransferase activity. The record is from RefSeq and is a predicted model, not a curated record. The coding region runs from base 1 to 1272 and encodes 423 amino acids.
AUGAAAAUUGUAGGCGCAAUUGUAUUGUUUACGUUACAUUUUUCUAAUAUAUAUGGAGCACGAAUUUUGGCUGUAUUUCCAGUACCAUCGAUAAGUCAUCAAAUAGUUUUUCGUCCAAUUAUUCAAGAACUAUUAAAACGUGGCCAUGAAUUGGUUGUUAUUACUCCUGAUCCUGCAUACACUGAGAACAAAACACCGGUCAACUUAACGGAAAUUGAUGUACAUGAUUUAUCAUACUCUACGUGGGAGAGAUUUAUUCAAAGAUCAGAACAUCCUAAAAGUUGUUGGGUCGAUAAAGUGUUAUUCAUUAUAUCUGUAGUAGAACAAGUUUUUGAAAGACAAAUGAAUUCGCAAGUAGUUCGAGAAAAUGUACUAAAUGGCAACGAGAAAUUUGAUCUUAUACUAGUGGAGGCUAGUGCAAGAAUGACUCUUGGUCUAGCUCAUGUUUUUAAAGCACCUGUGAUUCAAAUAAGUUCUUUUGGUUCGGUUGUCAAAAAUUACGAAGCAUUAGGGACACCGUUUCAUCCAUUUUUGUAUCCAAGUGUAUUCAGAUAUCGCAUAUACGAUUUAAAUAUUUGGGAAAAGUUUGCAGAGUUGUAUAAAGAAAUAAAAUUCCACUAUAGUCUUCAGAAUAGCGAAAUACGUGAGAAUGAAGUGAUGAAGCAACUUUUUGGAGCAGAUACACCAACACUACAUGAAUUGUAUCCAAAAGUUGAAUUGUUACUAUUAAAUGUGCACGCGAUUUGGGAAAACAAUCGUCCUGUACCACCGAACGUUAUAUUUUUGGGUGGAUUACAUCAAAAUGACAAAAAAGAAUUACCAAAGGAUUUACAAACAUAUCUCAAUUCCUCUGUAAAUGGUGUAAUAUAUGUUAGUUUUGGAACUAACGUGAGGCCGUCAUUGCUUCCGUUAAACAAAAUGAAAAUAUUAACCGAAGUGUUUUCGGAAUUACCAUACGAUAUCAUAUUCAAAUGGGAUAAAAAUGAAUUACCUGGACGGAGUGGAAAUAUAAAAAUUUCAAAAUGGUUACCGCAGGCUGACUUGUUAAGACAUCCGAAGAUCAAAUUAUUUAUAACUCAAGGUGGUCUUCAAUCUACAGAUGAAGCGAUAACUGCUGGUGUUCCAUUACUAGGUAUACCGAUGUUAGUAGACCAAUGGUACAAUGUUGAGAAGUAUGAGAAAUUUAAAAUUGGACGUGGUCUUGAUAUGGAUACACUUAGUAAAGAAACUUUAGCAGCUACUAUAAAACGAUUGGAACACAUCGUGUCGUAA